Molecule: messenger RNA, 3315 nt
Organism: Gasterosteus aculeatus aculeatus (three-spined stickleback)
Lineage: Eukaryota; Metazoa; Chordata; Actinopteri; Perciformes; Gasterosteidae
Source: RefSeq, a predicted model, not a curated record
UAACUUCUCCUUCACGUCUCCUCGGGUUGCCAGGGAGAAAGUUUGCUCCAGCGCAAGAAACGUGUCCGCGAAGCAACCCGUCUGCGCGCGACGUUCCUUCCCCAGCAAACUAUUUGUCAGCCCGAUUAUUUGCAAAAUCAAACAUAGUAUCGGCGGUGUAAAUAAAAGGAGGCGGGGGGUGUGGGGGAGAUAAAGUGACGAGCAGAGAAACCAACUCCAGGACUUCAGAAACUCGUGGCUUCUCUCUUGGAGCGCGCGGUCAGCAUGACGGAGAAACCUCCACUGGACAGCAACGAGACUCCAGCCUGGUUGGGUGCGGGUCGGUCUGAAACGCAGCUUACAGCGGGCCAAGAUCCAGACGCAGUUGAGACAUGCGAUGCCGACCGACCUGCAUGGGACUCUAAGAUCCAGUACGUGUUGGCACAGGUGGGGUUCAGCGUGGGCCUCGGGAACGUGUGGAGGUUCCCGUACCUUUGCCACCAAAAUGGAGGUGGGGCCUUCAUGCUGCUGUAUGUUUUUCUUUUAACAAUUGUGGGAGUUCCACUGUUUUUCAUGGAGUUGGCGGCUGGCCAAAGCAUUCGCCAAGGGAGCAUCGGUGUGUGGAAGCACAUCUCCCCAAAGCUGGCCGGGAUCGGUUACUCCAGCUGCAUCGUCUGUUUUUACGUGGCUCUUUACUACAAUGUUAUUAUCGCAUGGAGCCUGUUCUACAUGGGCAAUUCCUUUCAGUAUCCUCUGCCGUGGGAGCACUGCCCAACUGAUGUGACCACCAAUGACACAGUGAAGGAGUGCGCAGGUUCUUCCCCAACGUCAUAUUUCUGGUUUCGGAAAGCUCUUAACAUCACAAACUCCAUCGACGAAUCGGGAGAGUUGAACCCAAUCAUGACGGGGUGUUUGUUGGCGGCCUGGGCGAUCGUGUCUCUGGCUAUGAUCAAGGGCAUCAAGUCUUCUGCUAAGGUGAUGUACUUUUCCUCGGUCUUCCCCUACGUGGUUCUCUUUAUUUUCCUCAUCAGAGGGUUGAUGUUGGACGGUGCGAUUGAAGGAAUCACCUUCAUGUUUUAUCCUAAGUUGGAAAUCUGGGGUAGUAUGCAGGUGUGGCGCCAGGCUGCUACACAAGUGUUUUUUGCCCUGGGACUCGGCUACGGCUCCGUUAUAGCUUAUUCCUCCUACAAUCCCGUCCACAACAACUGCCACAGGGACGCGCUGAUGGUCUCAGGCAUCAACUUCGCAACGUCCGUUCUGGCCUCGCUGGUUGUUUUUGUCGUGCUGGGUUUCCGCGCCAAGAACAUUGCAUUACGCUGCGUGGCAAAAAAUCUUGGGUCUUCUAAGCAUGAUGUCCUCCUUUGAAUCGUCUCCGCUCUUGGCCGGCUCGGUCGGCCCGGGAUCAACGCGAGCGAUCCGAGCGCCGUGUCUUUAGCUGAAUACAGAGAGUGGUACAGUCACCACGGCUCAGCUCUGGCUCCUAACAUCACGGACUGCAGCCUGGAAGAGGAGAUGAACAAGGGCGUAGAGGGGACGGGGCUGGCGUUCAUUGCAUUCACAGAGGUGAUGGCCCUGUUCCCUGCCAGCCCCUUCUGGUCCACGCUGUUUUUCCUAAUGCUGCUGAACCUGGGCCUCAGCACCAUGUUUGGGACCAUGCAGGGAAUCCUCACACCUCUCAUGGACAAUUUCAGCCUUCUGGGCCGUCACCGGACUCUUCUCACUGUGUCCAGCUGUGCGUUGGGCUUCUUGAUCGGACUGCUGUUCACUCAGCGCUCGGGCAACUAUUUUGUGACUAUGUUCGACGACUACUCUGCAACUCUACCGCUGGUCAUCGUUGUAAUCUUUGAAACCUUUAGUGUGGCGUGGGUUUAUGGAACUGAUCGAUGUUUUCUGUCACCGGCAGCUUCCCGGGAUGACAUUGAAGUCAUGCUUCAAUUGGCGCCCUCCAGUGGUGUACAAAUAAUCUCUGGAAAAUAUGUUUGUCUGCUGUCGAUGGUUGGUCUUCUUACUGCAAAGUUUGGUUGCGUAUGUUCUUUAAAAAGGCCCACGUACACCGCCUGGAACCAAACCACAGCCUCUGAGGCCACUCUGGAGUACCCAGGCUGGGCUCUUGGCAUGAUCAUCACGCUGAUCGUCUGUGCCAGCCUGCCCGUUCCCAUCGGCUACAUCUAUUUCACGUUGAAAAACCCCAAAGCCGGUAACACUCGCUCCGCGGACGGAGGUGGCCACGAGAUGCACCGAGAGUUUUACACCAAGUGCAGCUCCACCGAGCAGCUGGAGUCGCCUCACCGGGUUCCCGCUGAGGAAGACGAGGCUCUUCCCAGGACAGCCUUCCUGGCGACGGGCAACGAAAAUUACCGACUCUUGCCCCAGCUGGAGGUGGAGGAUGAUGAUGAUGAUGAACAAGAUACAGAAGUUUGAACAUUGCUUAGCGAGGAUGAGAUGUUUUAUACGUUGAACAGAGUGCAUGCUGGGUAAGACCCCGUGACAGAGAUUGCAAAGUGAAGGGAGCUUGGUCAUAAGCGUAAUCGUUUUUGCGUUGCAGAUACAUCAGAAACUAACAUGCUGCUAUAUUUGAUGAAGCAAAGGAUUCAUGGAAGGUUUUAGAGUAGGAAAGUGACUCCAUUGUCUUUAGUUUCUGCCGGCCUGGUUGCCUACGUUGACCGGCUCUUUGAGGAACACAGCGAUGGACAAAAAUAGGCUUUAUAACUAUUUCUAGUUGUGCCAAGUAUGCAUUGUAUAAUGUGAACGUGUGCGCGUGUGUUUGUGUGUGAAAAUGUGCGUUCAUUUUUGUUGUAACAUAGUUUGGAUUUGAAAUUACAGAUGUUAAUAUGUCAGUAAAAUAACUUUAUUUUACAUUAUAUUUGUAUAAUUUUACCUCACGAGACCACAGAAAUGUUUCUAAAUGGCACAAUGUGUUCAGCGUAGCAUGAUUGUACUGUACUAGAUGAGGACUCAGUAAACCUCUAGAUGGCAGCAACUUGACUGAAUAGUGAUUUCUCCUUUUUUUAAUGAUUUAUACUUCACCUUUGAAUCCUAAUUAUUUCAACCUUCCUAAAUCGAAAACAGUAUUGUUUAUGUUUAUUAAGGUUAAGAAAGUCUAAGAAAACAUUUUGUAUUUUUUUUUUGUGCUAAUUUGUCAUGAACCUGAAGGCCCUUUUGCAGAAUACGUUUGGUUAACCAUCAUAAAUGAACAUUUUGGCUGCAAAUACAGUACACCAUGUUGUUAUGCAGGUGUCAUACAUUUAAUUUUGCCACACACACAAAGCUCAACAUCAAAUCAACGUGUGUUCAACCUUUCAGAAAAUUGUGCAUUAAAAGUUAUCUUAAUUAUAA